Heterocephalus glaber (naked mole-rat) is the source of this 966-nucleotide messenger RNA. RefSeq names its product CDGSH iron sulfur domain 3 (gene Cisd3). Gene Ontology annotation, molecular function: 2 iron, 2 sulfur cluster binding. The record is from RefSeq and is a predicted model, not a curated record. Gene Ontology annotation, cellular component: mitochondrion. NCBI's taxonomy places the organism in Eukaryota, Metazoa, Chordata, Mammalia, Rodentia, Bathyergidae.
CCCCGCCCUGGGUCCGCCCCCGCGUACCCCUAGUGUCCGAGCGCCGACUGCGUGCCUCCCGGGCCUAGAGCGUCACUCGCAGCCUUUUCCGGAGCCGAGUGCCCACUGCGUGCUGGGGCCUGCUCAGGAGGAUCCUGCUGUGACCCCCUACUCGUACACUCCUGUUUCCUCCGCGCCCGCCAGCCUCUGGCCGCGUCCUUCCCAGAUGGCCUUCCAGCCUCCUCCCCUCCCCACUGAGUCAGUUUUUCUGUUUCUAAACCACUUCUGCCUGUGUGCGUCGCAGAAGCUCGGCCAGAGGCGAGACAUGUCUUCCUGGCUGGCCCGAUGGUUCCCCAAAACGCCAGCCAAGCCCGUGGUGGCCCAGAAAACGCCUAUCAAGGUAGAGCUGGUGGCAGGAAAAACCUACAGGUGGUGCGCGUGUGGCCGAAGCAAGAACCAGCCCUUCUGUGACGGUUCCCACUUCUUCCAGCGCACAGGCCUGGCCCCACUCAAAUUCAAGGCCCAGGAGACCAGCACGGUGGCCCUCUGCACCUGCAAAGCCACCCAGAGGCCCCCAUACUGCGACGGCACCCACAGAAGCAAGCCGGUGCAGAAGGCAGAAGUGGGCACUGCACUCUGAGGCACAGGCCACUGCCUGGCCCCAGGUGGCCUGGGCUUCAGGCCCAGCAGCUGCCCCUUUGUGGGAAGGAAAUCAGGUGCCGAUCCCAAGAAUGGGCCGUCCGGCAGGUCUCAAGUGCCCAUGUCCAGCUUGUGAAGAAAGUCUCCACUGUAACUGGGGCACCUGGUUCAGCCUGUGCUGGGGAAAAUGGCAUGAAACAGCCAAGCCCAAGCACACCUGUCACUCCAGCACUCGGGAGGCUGAGGCAGGUGGACUGCCGCCAGCUGGAGGCAGGCCUGGUCUAUGUACAGCAAGACCUUGUCUCAAAAAACAAAACCGAAAAAUCAAUAAAUCAGCCAUGAAGCCCA